Messenger RNA from Brugia malayi, 1302 nucleotides. It is a transcript of the gene Bma-rfl-1, whose product is annotated as Ectopic membrane ruffles in embryo protein 1, putative. Gene Ontology annotation, biological process: protein neddylation. The record is from RefSeq and is a predicted model, not a curated record. Gene Ontology annotation, cellular component: cytoplasm; nucleus. Bases 1 to 1302 code for a protein of 433 amino acids. The transcript has 13 exons. Lineage: Eukaryota; Metazoa; Nematoda; Chromadorea; Rhabditida; Onchocercidae. Gene Ontology annotation, molecular function: NEDD8 activating enzyme activity.
AUGGAGGAACUAUCGGUUGAUAAAUUUCGAAAUGAACGAUGGCGUGACUUAAGACGUCUUACCGACGGGAAAUCGGCUUUUGCCCAUCCAGCCUUCGAACCAGGAGUGCAGAACUUGGAAACAGUACAAAACUGCCGUGUAUUAGUGGUCGGAGCCGGUGGAUUAGGAUGUGAAUUAUUGAAAGAUUUGGCAUUAUCUGGUUUUCGAAGGAUCGAAGUGAUCGAUAUGGAUACGAUUGAAUUGUCCAAUCUGAAUAGGCAGUUCCUUUUUCGUGAAACUGAUGUGGGUAAAUCAAAAGCCGAGGUAGCGGCAGCAUUCAUCCGGAAACGAAUCCCAGAUUGCUCUGUAGUCGCUCAUAACUGUAAGAUACAGGAUAAGGAUGACCAGUUUUAUCGAUCGUUCGACAUCAUUAUUUGUGGUUUGGAUUCUGUGGUUGCAAGAAGAUGGCUUAAUGCUAAAUUGGUAAGCAUAGUGGAAUUCGAUCCGGAUGGUAAUCCAACAGGCAUUAUACCUUUAAUUGAUGGUGGCACAGAAGGAUUUAAGGGGAAUUCUCGAAUAAUACUGCCUACGAUGACUGCUUGUGUCGAAUGUACUGUUGAUCUGUACCCACCACAGAUCACUUUUCCUAUGUGCACGAUAGCAAAUACUCCUCGACUUCCUGAACAUUGCAUUGAAUAUGUGAAAGUAAUACAGUGGCAUAAGGACAAACCAUUUAAUGGUGAAGCGAUGGACACUGAUAACAUGGAACACGUGCAAUGGGUGUUUAAAGCUGCUUUAAAAAGGGCUAACAAAUACAAUAUCAAAGGAGUUGAUUUAAGACUUACAAAAGGUGUUCUGAAGCGAAUAAUUCCGGCUGUGGCAUCUACCAAUGCUGUUAUUGCAGCAUCAUGCGCACUGGAGGCUUUGAAACUAGCUUCAAACAUUUCAUGCCCAAUGCAAAACUAUCUCAAUUUUACAAAUAUUGAGGGAGCUUUCGUGGGAGUUGUCGAAUUGGAAAAAAGACUGGACUGUUUAGUAUGUGGUGAACAGGCACAGUACGUAGAUAUACCCGCCAAAGAAACACUGCGCCACUUGCUAGAUGAAAUUAUAAAAAGAUAUCAGCUUUGUAAUCCAUCAAUACAAACAGCAAAGGAAAAAUUAUAUAUGAAAAGCGAUCUGAUACCUGAAUUGAAUGAAAUCAGCACUGCCAAUUUAUCCAGAACUUUGGAAGAUCUCGGCCUGGCAAAUGGUGACGAACUUCUUAUUGCUGAUGAAACUCGGGCUCGACCAAUUUCCUUACGUAUUCGUUACCAAGGAGAUUAG